AUGGCUGCCAUCUAUCAGCAGUUCCUGGCCUCGCCCAGCCUGUCAGCGCUGGCCGACAAGGCUGCGCUGCACUACCUCCCCACCACGACCACCAUCUCCGGCGCCGAGGAGAUUGUCAAGCAUUUCGAGGGUCUUCGCAAGCACCUCAAGAAGAACGAGAAUGUCCUCAGCGCCGUCGACGGUCAGACUUCGGCUGCCUUUGAGACCGAUACGAACCUCGAGUUUCUCAUCAGUGGCGGUCCUUACCUGCCUGGUCUUGACGACAACUUCAUCGCCGACCGUGCCGUGUCUCUUCCUAUUUACCACUUUGUCUCACUCUCCGACGACGGCAAGAUCUCGCAGAUUCGCCUGUCUUGGGACCAGGCGUCCCUCCUCAGGCAGCUCGACGUCAUCGGCAAGACUGGCCGCAACUGGCCGAUCCGGGAUUGCAAGGAGCAGAUUACUCUGAUCCAAUGGUCCGUCAAGGCUGCAGGCACCGGCGCUGGUACUGCCUCGACCACCGACAACCUCCCCAACCGUUCGCGAGGCGCUUCCCACGCCACCCGCGAUCCCCACACCACGCUGCAUAUGCAGCCCACCAGGGAGGAGCUCGAGAACGCCGUUAGGGAGUCUGUCGUCACUCCCUACGCCGGAAAGAACAGGCCCCAGCAGCGACGCUUCGAGGACAUCCUCGGAGACUCACCCGACGGCCAGAACUUUGAUCCUCGCCAGCUGGCCUCUCCCGCAAAGGCUGGCCAGGGCAGAAAUCACCAGCCGAUGCGCAUCUUCGAUGGCCAGGAGGACCAUGACCAGGGGGACUCGCCCAAGGCCCGCCCCACCAGCCAGUUCAUACGCCACCCCAACCCCCACAAGUACGAUCACUUUGACUUUGUCGACGGUUCCGACCCUUCGGAUGCCCCCAAGGCUGGCGUGUCGGUCGAGAACAAGCCCAAGAGCAAGCACGACAGCCAGUGGUCGUUUGACGAUUUCGACACCCCCGUCAAGCACAAGCCCUCCAAGGCCAUCCGCCAUCAGGAUGUCCGCCAUUGGGGAACCGACUCUGAGUCACCGGCCAAUAAUAUGCAGGAGCCGACUCAACUCACCGCCAAGGGCCGCCGCGAUGCGGAGGCCCACUUUGAACUGCAAGAUGACGGUGAGCAGGUGCCCCGCCAGGAGCGCCGCCCCAAGGGGGCGGUACAAAACGAGGCCAUGGGCCUCUACAAAAACAAGCUCUUUGACCAGGACUCUCCCGAAACCCCAUCGGAACGCACCCUCAGCAACAUCACCAACCUCAGCCACCGCGGAAAGGACUUUGACGCCCACUGGGAAAUCCGUGACGAAUCCCCGAUGCAGAAGGAGAACGACGCCCGCUUUAGCGGGAACCACGAGUCUGGCCGCAUCCACAUUGCCGGUGAUGGCAUGGGCGGCAAGAAGGGCACCAACCGCGACUGGCUGUACGGAGAUGACGGCAACGACGCGCCUACACGGAAGCCUACUAGCCACGGCAAGGACUUCCAGUCCCAGUGGGAGUUUGGAGGCGAGGAGGAGGCGCCCAAGCCCGUCAGGAAGAGCGAGCAAGACCGCACCACCGACACCCAGAGCAGCGGACGCAUCCACAUCGCCGGCGACGGCAUGGGCGGCAAGAAGGGCACCAACCGCGACUGGCUGUACGGAGACGGCGGCGACGAUGCGCCCGCGCGGAAGCCUACUAGCCACGGCAAGGAUUUCCAGUCCCAGUGGGAGCUCGGGGGCGAGGAGGAGGCGCCCAAGCCCGUCAAGAAGAGCGAGCAGGACCGCACCACCGACACCCAGAGCAGCGGACGCAUYCACAUCGCCGGCGACGGCAUGGGUGGGAAGAAGGGCACCAACCGCGACUGGCUGUACGGAGGCGGUGAGGAAGAGACGCCCAAGCCCGCCCCCACCAAGCAUCGUCUCGCCACGCAGAGUAGUCUCUGGGACCAGUAG
This is a messenger RNA of Geosmithia morbida, 1944 nucleotides long. RefSeq lists its product as uncharacterized. The record is from RefSeq and is a predicted model, not a curated record. The transcript is spliced from 2 exons. NCBI's taxonomy places the organism in Eukaryota, Fungi, Ascomycota, Sordariomycetes, Hypocreales, Bionectriaceae. Bases 1 to 1944 code for a protein of 647 amino acids.